This is a messenger RNA of Emiliania huxleyi CCMP1516, 414 nucleotides long. RefSeq lists its product as hypothetical. The transcript has 3 exons. The record is from RefSeq and is a predicted model, not a curated record. Bases 1 to 414 code for a protein of 137 amino acids. Lineage: Eukaryota; Haptophyta; Isochrysidales; Noelaerhabdaceae.
AUGUCAUUGAGCGGAGCGAGUGCGAGCGCGGCGGCCAAGCAGCGGCACCAAGAGCAGCGGCGAGCUGACACGAGCGCGCUCGUCGAUGCGGCGAGGGGGCAGAGGCAGAUGCCCGAGCUGCCGCCGUACGUGCCAGAAUUCAUGUCUCAGAUGCUGGGCGGUGGAGCCGUCCGGUCGGACCCAGAAGACCAAGCCACUGGCGAUGACGAGACGAUGAUGCAGGAGGCCGCCGUCGACAUUGCCCUCCAGCUUGACAUCGCGUCAGAUCGGACGUCGAGCGACACCGGUGGCAGUGCCACCCAGGAGUGGUCGGGCGGAGCUGCGGGUCAGUUUGACAGCUGGAGCUGUGUCGCCGGCGUGCGGCGGCCUGCCUCCGGAGGUGCCUCUGAGGUGGACAUUUUUUGGUCACCGUGA